This is a messenger RNA of Lycium ferocissimum, 1580 nucleotides long. RefSeq names its product cuscuta receptor 1-like. The transcript is spliced from 2 exons. Lineage: Eukaryota; Viridiplantae; Streptophyta; Magnoliopsida; Solanales; Solanaceae. Bases 45 to 1580 code for a protein of 511 amino acids. Gene Ontology annotation, molecular function: protein binding. The record is from RefSeq and is a predicted model, not a curated record.
GUUGGCAUGUUUCCUAUAUUUUCUGCAUAACAACAAAAUAGAACAUGUCUAACCAUUAUUUACUUGUUCCUUCUACAGGCUUGUGUGAUCUAAAAUAUCUUGAAGAACUAAGUCUCAGAUUGAACAGCUUCACUGGAGAACUCCCCACAUGUCUUAGAAACUUAACAUUUCUUCGGGUAAUUGAUCUCACUGAUAACCGGUUUACAGGAAACAUUGCCUCAUCUCCACUUUCAAGUCUCUUGUCCCUUGAAUACCUCUUGUUAGCGAACAACAACUUUGAGAUACCAUUCGAGUCAUUUGCUAACCAUUCAAAACUUAAGUUAGUCGAUGCUGACAACAACUCAGUAAUUGUACAAACUUCUUCUAAAAGUUGGAUCCCAAAGUUUCAAUUAGAAGCCUUAUCUUUAAUCAACUGCUCUCAAAUGCCAAGUUUCCUUCAUUAUCAACAUCAUCUAAGGUUUCUCCGUCUCUCGAAAUGCAACAUUAGUGGAGACUUUCCAAAUUGGUUGUUAGAAAACAAUUCUAAACUUGGAGAAGUUUACUUGGAUGGAAAUGCAUUCACUGGAUCUCUUCAAUUGCCAUUCCUUCCUAGUCUGAAAUCUUUUGAUAUCUCUAACAACAAGAUUCAAGGGAAACUUCCUCCUAACAUUGGGUCCAUUUUCCCGAAUCUCGUGAUAGCAACAAUGUCCAAGAAUAUGCUUGAAGGCUUGUUGCCUUCAAGUUUUGGUUACAUGAAAGACCUUGAAUGCUUGGAUUUGUCAUACAAUAAGUUAACAGGAGACCUACCGAUUGCAUUUGCUCGUAAAGGAUCCAAGUUAGCUUUACUGAGAUUGUCAAAUAACAUGUUGAAAGGGGAAAUAUUUCCAGUUUCAACUAACAUCAACAAUUUCCAAUACUUAUACUUGGACAAGAACAAUUUCUCAGGCCCAAUUCCGCAGAAGUUAUCCACUGCUCCUUUAAUUACAUUGGAUUUAAGUUAUAAUAACUUGUCAGGAAACAUACCACCAUGGCUUGGUAAUAUCCCCUCCUUAACCUCCCUCACACUAUCCAGAAACCAUCUAAAAGGUCAUAUUCCACCUGACUAUUGUAGACUUGAAGGGCUUGAGGUCUUGAAUCUCUCUGAAAACAACCUUAUUGGUGCAAUUCCAUCAUGUUUCAGUUCUUUUCGAUCCUUACGCCGUGUGUAUUUGAGCAAAAACUUGCUACAAGGGGAAUUCAACAUGUUCUCAAACUCAGUCGAGCUAAAAGUGUUGGAUCUUAGAUAUAACAACUUCAGUGGUUUGAUUCCAAAAUGGUUAGGUAGUACUCUUCGAAUCACCACCUUACUCUUGAAAGGAAAUCAUCUUCAAGGCAUCAUUCCCGCAGAGCUGUGCCUUGCGAGUAGAAUUUUGGAUCUUGCUCAUAAUAGUAUCUCGGGUCCUAUUCCUCAUUGCUUUGGGAACAUAAUGCAACAAGACGAUACAAUAGAAACAUACGUAUACAGUCCAGCAUUUGGAUAUGAAGGAUUCGAUACAUUUGAAGAAGAUGUCGUGAUAGAUUUAGAAUUAUCAUUCUCUUUCUCAUUGACAAUUUAUUUCUAG